Messenger RNA from Thlaspi arvense, 588 nucleotides. NCBI's taxonomy places the organism in Eukaryota, Viridiplantae, Streptophyta, Magnoliopsida, Brassicales, Brassicaceae. The record is from the annotation of a GenBank genome assembly.
AUGCUAACAACAAUGGCGGAAUCUCCGGUGAAAGUGAAUCUGAUCCCGAUCGAAGCUACUUCUGAGAGCUUCGCUGAUUAUGGACAAGUCAUCGAAGCUUCUCGUGAUGGUGAUCAUUUCGGUCCCGACGACGCUCAAUUGGAUCUCUCCAGAGGAACCCCACGUUUCUAUAUAAUGCGGCUCAAAGAUCGAUCCUUUGGCUUCUCCAACAUCACUCAUCACGCGAACGUGACACAGUGUCUGGGAUCAAUAGGAGGUCACGUCUGGUAUCUUGGAGUCGCUAAGCCGUCUCUUAUCGAAGACGACGGAGGAAGAAGAGCCGGUAACGUAGCAUCAGGUUCUGAUGGUCACUUGUACGCUCCUCCUUCGGUUGAAGAGGUGCGCGUGUUCAAGGUCUCUGGACCCAAGUUUGUGAAACUGAACCGUGGUACAUGGCAUGCUGGACCGCUGUUCAGAGACAGCUCCAUGGACUUUUACAACUUAGAGCUCAGCAACACAAAUGAGGUGGAUCACACGACACAUGAUUUCGUGAAGAAUGAUGGAGUCAUCUUCCGGUUUGAACCCAAAGAGGACAACACAUCGUUCUAG